CGCUGGCCCCGAUGCUCAUGGUUCGCUUGACCACCACCAUCUUUUAGCAAUUGACUAGGUGCCUAGUCCCAUGCAACCCAAGUGGGAUUUGUGUCUCUCCACCCUCUUGUGUGUUUGUUGGACGGGCAGGCAAGGUGCGAUAUGACAUCGGAUCUCCACCUGCUCUCUGCCAACCGGCCUGUUUGUUGCCUUCCCAGACUCCCACCCACGGUACUAGUAUAAACACUCCUCUCCCAUUCCCCUCCCCCGAUCCCCCCUCCCGCCCUCCUGCCAUCUCAGUUCUAUUGUCUCCCAGCCAACUUCUCCCCUAGCCUCCCCCUAUACCGAGUAACUCCUUCGUUAAGGUUACUUUAAGAACCUCGAUCAAACCCUUCGCUCUGUGGUUGAAGAACAUCAAGCCCCUUUCGUUCAGGUCGCCAACAUGAAGGCAGCUAUCUCGCUUCUUGCCCUCGCCGCCUCGGCUGUGGCUCUCAAUGUUCCCCGAGGGCACCCCCAUGGAGGGAAGGAGACGACCACCCUGACCACCUAUGAGACAGUGACCACAUGCCCCGUCACAACCACCAAGACUAGCAAUGGGUCCACGUAUGAGGUCACCCAGUUGACGACGUCCACCAUCACCAUCACCACUUGCUACGGCUGCGGUGGGGGACCAGCGACUGUUACUGUCCCGGGACCAACAAGCGUCGUGGGAACCACAACCGAGGUUGAUGUGACCUAUACCACCGUUUGCCCCGUUACGGAAACCGUCACUGGUGCUGGCAAGACGUAUACGACCGAGUACACAACCACAAGCGUCGUAUACACAAAGGUUCUGACGACUCUGUACGAGACCGUUCCAGGACCUGCGGUGACGCAGACUGAGGGAACUGUCGAGUACAGCACCAUCACAUCUCUCUGCCCAGUGACGGAAACCAAGACGGAGGGUGGUUCGACCAUCUACGUUACCUGGACCUCGACGUCGUUGAUCACCGUCGUGGUCCCCACCACCGUCGACGUCACCCAAGUUGGCCCUCCGGUGACGGAGACCGAAGGAGCUGUCGAGACAUACACCACCACCUCUCUCUGCCCUGUGACGGAGACCAAGACGGUUGCGGGCUCGACGAUCCACGUCACCUGGACCUCAACACAGGUGAUCACCACCGUGAAGCCCGUCACCAUCGAUGUUACUGUCGGGUCGGGCGCUACCGUGACCGAGUAUCCGACCGUCGUUGUGACCGAGAACGGGACUGUCGUUCAAACCCACACUGCCCCGCCAGGCACGGUUGUCGCCCCAACAACCGUCUCUGCCACUCCUGUGCCUUCAGUCGUUACUUCUGCUUCAUCCUCUGCUCCUGUGCAGGUCACCAACGCCGCAAACCCCAACAAGGCUCCUGCCGCGGCCUUGCUUGCCGGUAUCUUUGGUGUUCUUGCCCUUGUCUGA
Molecule: messenger RNA, 1420 nt
Organism: Phialemonium atrogriseum
Lineage: Eukaryota; Fungi; Ascomycota; Sordariomycetes; Cephalothecales; Cephalothecaceae
Exons: 2
Coding region: 422-1420 (332 amino acids)
Source: RefSeq, a predicted model, not a curated record